Molecule: messenger RNA, 3163 nt
Organism: Mytilus trossulus (common blue mussel)
Lineage: Eukaryota; Metazoa; Mollusca; Bivalvia; Mytilida; Mytilidae
Exons: 7
Coding region: 392-3049 (885 amino acids)
Source: RefSeq, a predicted model, not a curated record
ACUGGCCAAACUGAAAAACCAGAUCAGCUGGCGGCGACUUAUGAAGUAGUUUCAUAAAUUUAUUUUACCGCAUACUGCGAGUGUUAGAGGGAGACUAUUGAGUAAGGAAUGAAGAAAAAGAAACAAGGAAAACAUAUUAUAGGUCUGUGAUGUAAUGUGUUUUUAUUAAUGUCAAGUAUUUAAAGACAGAUAGAAACAACCUUGUUCGGAACUAAUUUCACAGCCUGUCUACUGGUUAGGAAUGAACCAAGGAGUAUUUAUUGUGACAACAUAAUUUCAACAUGAAACACUGGUGCUAUCUGAAUGCUAUUAUAUGUUUAUUUAUGCUGAGAAAGUCUCUGUAUGACAUGAUAUAAACUGAUAUGUUGUCAGAGUACAUAAAAUUUAAAGAAUGGCUGAAAAGAAUGACCUUAUCACUAAUAGAAAAGAUUUACUUGACAAUGAUGGAGGGAAAACUGAAAACAGUUCUAAGAAAGGACUAACACAGGAAAGAUAUGAAUCAGGUCCAGCAGAAAACCAAAGUCAAAACAGUUCUAAGAAAGGACAAACACAGGAAAGAUAUGAAUCAGGUCCAGCAGAAAACCAAAGUCAAAACAGUUCUAAGAAAGGACAAACUCAGGAAAGAUAUGAAUCAGGUCCAGCAGAAAACCAAAGUCAAAACAGUUCUAAGAAAAGACUAACACAGGAAAGAUAUGAAUCAGGUCCAGCAGAAAACCAAAGUCAAAACAGUUCUAAGAAAGGACAAACACAGGAAAGAUAUGAAUCAGGUCCAGCAGAAAACCAAAUUCAAAACAGUUCUAAGAAAGGACAAACACAAGAAAGAUAUGAAUCAGGUCCAGCAGAAAACCGAAGUCAAGAGCAGUCUAAAAAUGAUUCCCAAAAUGAAAUAUUGGAGAACAGAUACCAUGAAGGAGAGGAUGAAACCAAUGUCAAUGAAAAUUGUUCUGAAACUUGUGAAGAAAUAAAUGAAAUCCAUUCUUCAGAAUUACCUGUGGAUUGUUUACCUGUUGGUAAACAUGAUAAAGAAAAAGAGAAAUGUCAUGAUAAUGCUCUUUCAAUGUUUAUAGAUAUAAAUAAAAUGAAAUACUAUAAAAAGUUUAUCUGUAUUGAUGUCAACUCUUAUCACAAAACUAAACUGGUAGCAAUUUCAAAGUUUGAGAUUGACCUUGAUUUAUUAAAUCAAAUUUUAAGAAGAUUGGAUGAAAGUGGUGCAAUAAAAAAAAAAUCUUUUAAAAAGCCGUUACCUCAGCUUAAAACGUUUUACUUUGGCAAUUUUCCAUGCAUACCUGCAAUUUAUGAUGUUUAUAAUGUCUCAGAGUUGUCUGAUUCAGAAUCAGAAUCUGAAAAUGAAAAUGAAUCAUCUAGUGGACUCCAAGGAAAUAACCAAGGUGAAAAUCAACAGUCCGUGGAGCCAGAAAAUGGAGCAGUUGACAGGAACUUUGAUGAACUUGACAGUGCAAUAAACAGCAACGAAGUAAGGCAGCAGACAGCAGCUAUUGGACAAGCAGCAAGUGAUGUCCACCCAUCUGCAGCUAUCAGACAAGCAGCAAGUAAUGUCCACCCAUAUGACACUAUUGGACAAGCAGCAAGUGAUGUCCACCCAUCUGCAGCUAUCAGACAAGCAGCAAGUAAUGUCCACCCAUCUGCCGCUGAAAAUGAUCUACCUAAUAGUCCUGAUUUGAUUAGAAAUCUACGUCGUUACACUUCCUCAGCCUCCUAUAGAAAUGUAGUUAUAGACUUGAGUCAGGUUCCAGCCUCAUCUCAGAGAAUUGUGCAAGAAAACAUUAUAGACUUGAGGCAAGAUCCAGUUCCGACACAGAGAAUUGUUCAAGCCAUGGAGGAUAUUCCAAACAUUAUUUCUUCACCUACUGAUGACACCAUUAAUGUUCAGAAUACACAAGGCAAUGUUUCAAUCAAUUCUGAGCAAUCAUUCAUGAGCCAACACUUAUUUGAGGAGGAUGCAUUCUGCCCAGGCAAUACUACCACUCCAACAGUUGAACGAGUCCAUUGUCAGCCUUCAGAUGGGGGUCCAUCAGAAAUGUGUAUUGGAUCAGUUCCACGCCGACCUAUCAGUAGAGCAUCAGAAAUGUGUAUUGAAUCAGUUUCAAGAUUAAUUUCUGAUAAUGGACCAAUCAGGAGAGCAUCAGAAUCUCUAAAUCCAUAUCAUGAAAAUAGCUUUAGAGGAUUACCAGUAAUGUUACAGAUCCUUUCUGGACGCUCAUCAUUCAAUAACACCUGUACAAUAGAUACAUCUUUAAUGAUUAUUUUCUAUCAAAUGCUGACAAACAGAGAUCUUUAUCAGCUUUUUAUCAACAGUAUCUAUGAUAUAUUCAGAACUGACCUGCCAGACAUGCUGUCACUGUUUAGGAUAAGAGACUUUGAUGAUGUCAGAAGAGAAUGGUCAGAGAUCAUUAGGGAUUCUGCAAGAAGGGAUUUUUAUGGGUCUGAUGCAAGAUUUAUGAUGCGUCCUUUCAGCAGCCUGCUUCUUUGCCAUUACAGAUAUUAUUGUAGUAAUCUACACUGUCCUUCCAACAAUAGACAAUAUGAUAUGCCUGGAAUUAAUUUACGUCGUCUUCCAGCUGGAGCAUAUUUAGAUAUAACAACUUUACAGCAGUUAAUAGAUAGCUCUUCCAUCUCCCGUCAAUAUCCAUGCAAUGAAGAUUUAGUUCAGACAAUUUCUGAAUCAAGAGCACAGAAUGCACGAUAUACCUAUGUGCCUUGCAGCGGACAUCUUUUAGUAACCAGAACAGUUAGAGAUAUUCCAGAGCAGCCACCAAUGAUAAUGAUUAAUAUGGGAAGGUCAGGAUUACAAGGAAGACACAUUAGAGAUUUGAAUGGUACAGUCCAAGUUGGUGCAUAUCAUUAUUAUAUUGGUGGCCUCACGUUUGCUGCCAAUAAUCAUUUUACAGGGAGAAUUCUAUUACCUCAUCAUGGCAGGACUCUGCUUUAUUGCAAUGGUCAAGGAAUUAGAGAUUUAGGUGAUAAUGAGGAACAUCCAGAUUAUCUGAAUUCGUACUUGUCACUUGUUAUUCUCUUCAGGUUUAUAUAACUUACACAUCAAAACAUCUCAACAAUGUGGUCUAGUUUUAUAUGUAGAUCAAUGCUCCAUUUUCAUACUGGUUUCUUUUGCAGAAAUACUAAGAUUAAUUUAGAUACAUAACAU